Lepidothrix coronata (blue-crowned manakin) is the source of this 696-nucleotide messenger RNA. RefSeq names its product ladybird homeobox 2 (gene LBX2). The transcript is spliced from 2 exons. Gene Ontology annotation, molecular function: DNA-binding transcription factor activity, RNA polymerase II-specific; DNA binding. Gene Ontology annotation, biological process: regulation of DNA-templated transcription. Bases 1 to 696 code for a protein of 231 amino acids. The record is from RefSeq and is a predicted model, not a curated record. Lineage: Eukaryota; Metazoa; Chordata; Aves; Passeriformes; Pipridae.
AUGACCUCGGCGGGGGAGGCGGCCGGUUCCCCCCCUCUGCCCGCCGCGGUCGGCGGCCAUCGGCGAAGCCCCCUGGACCGGCUCCCGCCCCCUGCCAACACCACCAAACCGCUGACCCCUUUCGGCAUCGAGGACAUCCUGGGACGCCCCCGCGGCGGGAGCCCCCCCGGGACUGGGACCGGUCCCGCCGCCCCCCCCGCCCCGGCGGGGCCCCGCGGCGGCGGCUGCGCCCCGGCCUCGCCGCUCUGGGCGCUGGAGGAACUCGCCAGUAAAACCUUCCAGGGGCUGGAGCUGGGAAUGCUGCAAGCAGCCGGAGGUCCGUCCCCGCCGGGCGCCCCGGGCCCGCGCCCUCCCUGCAGGAAGCGUCGCAAGUCCCGGACCGCGUUCACGGCGCAGCAGCUGCGGGAGCUGGAGCAGCGGUUCCGGCGGCAGCGCUACCUCUCCCCGGUGGACCGGGACGCGCUGGCGGCGCGGCUGGCGCUCUCCGCCGCCCAGGUCAUCACCUGGUUCCAGAACCGCCGCGCCAAGCUCAAGCGGGACCUGGAGGAGCUGCGGGCGGACGUGGCCUCGCUGCAGGCGCUGCCCCCCGCCGCCCUCCAGCAGCUGGCGGGGCUGCCCGAGCCCCCGGGGGCUGCCGGGACCGGCACCGCGGCGCCCGCCGAGCUCUCGGAGGAGGAGAUCGACGUGGCGGACUGA